CCUAACCAUUUACUCUUCCCACAGGCCCUCAAACGCCGCGAGUAGAGCGAAGGGCCGCUCGGUGAGGGAGGACGCUUGACGUCGUUUUCUUCUCCCUCCGUCUCUCGGAGCAAAGCGAUCGAUUCUCUUCGUUGGACGCUGGUUUUCAUACUUGGGGAGGAUGGGGGACUACAACGAUGCCCUGAAUCGCAACAAUCCCCAGGCCCGCACCAAAGCUCAGAACCGAGCCAAUGUUCUCCAGAUGAAGCUUAUUGGGCAAAGUCAUUCAACUGGUCUUACUGCUAAUCUAUUGAAGCUUUUUGAGCCACGCCCUCAGUUGGAGUAUAAACCUCCUCCAGAGAAAAGGAGAUGUCCUCCCUACACAGGGAUGGCACAAUUUGUUAGCAAGUUUGCUGAGCCAACUGAUCCUGAAUAUUCUCCACCAAUUGUUGAGGGUGAAAGUCGGGUCCAAAGAAGAGCUAGAAUUCGAAAACUACGCCUUGAGGAUGGUGCAAGAAAGGUUGCUGAAGAGUUGGAGAAAUAUGAUCCAUCUAAAGAUCCAAAUGCUACGGGUGAUCCAUACAAGACGCUUUUUGUUGCCAGGCUUAACUAUGAGACAACUGAACACCGGAUCAAGCGGGAGUUUGAAACUUAUGGACCAAUUAAGAGGGUACGUUUGGUUACAGAUAAGGAAACAAAUAAACCAAGAGGAUAUGGCUUUGUUGAAUAUGUGCAUACACGUGACAUGAAAACUGCAUACAAGCAAGCUGAUGGAAAGAAGCUUGAUAACAGACGAGUUCUUGUGGAUGUUGAGCGGGGAAGAACUGUGCCAAAUUGGAGGCCUCGAAGGUUGGGUGGUGGACUUGGUACAACUAGGACUGGAGGUGAAGAAUUUACCCAGAAGCAUUCUGUCAGGGAACAUCAACAACUUGCUUCAGGUCAGUCUAGAUCAGAGGAGCCAAGGGCAAGGGAUGAUCGGCUUCUGGAUCGGGAGAAGUCUCGUGAAAGGGGGCGAGAUCGGGAGAGAGAAGAGAGACCUCGUGAGCGUUCCCAUGAAAGGGCCCGGGAGCCUAGAGAGGAUAGGCACCACCAUCACAGGGACCGAGAUAGAAACAAAGAAAGGGAGAGAGAUAGGGAAAAGGAUAGAGAUAGAGAUAGAGAGAAAGAUCGUGGUCGAGACCGUGACCAUGACCGUGAUCGAGCUCGUGGUAGGGACAAGGAAAGGAACCAUGGUCGUGACUAUGACCGUGAGCGUGAACGUGAUCGUCCACGUGAUAGGGAUCGAGAACGAGAAAGAGACUAUGAUCAAGCUGGUUAUGAAAGAGAAGGUGGUGGUUAUAUUCAUGACAAGGAUUCUGAAUAUGGCAGUCAGUCAAAGCAUGGCAGGGAGAGGUCUGGCACAAGGGAGAGAAAUGUUGAACAUGACAAUGGCCAAGAAUGGUACGAAGGAUUAAGAAAUCAGUAUGAUGAGCCAAAGGGCCAGAAACACUAUGAUCAUCCUCCGCCACAUGACCUUGCAGAACAGACUGAGCGAUCAAAGCAACGCCAAGAUUAUUAUGAGCAUAGGUCCUACGAUCGGCUUCAGCCUGAUUAUUUUCAAAAUCAGCAUGGGUAUGCAGAUCUAGAUCAACGUGAGGAGGGUGAGGCAGUAGGAGAUGAUUAUGGAUACCAUCAUUCUGAAAGGUCCUUGUCAAGGGAGCGACAAGGUUGAUACUGGAUUUGAUGAGUUCUGUUGCAUUUACGAGGAUGCUGUAUCAUGAAUUGAUCUGACUCCUCCCUUUCUACUGAGUAACGUGGUUGCACCUUCCAAAGUAUAAUCGGUGUUCGACCUCAGUAAUUACGUUGGAAGCGAACUGGUGUUUUGGUAUGUUCCAACUAGUGAACUGUUUGGAUUUGUUGAUGUUGUAUUGAAUCUUGGGAACUCGUUUCUUUUGCUACUAUUUUAUUCUGACAGCCUUGAUAUGUGAAUCAUUAAACCUGUUGGACUCGUCUUUAUGUCAGCGUGUGACCUGUGCUUUUAUCACAGAAUAAAUUACAUAAUGAAUCUGAUGGCAUUUUAGAUUUCA
Molecule: messenger RNA, 2045 nt
Organism: Zingiber officinale
Lineage: Eukaryota; Viridiplantae; Streptophyta; Magnoliopsida; Zingiberales; Zingiberaceae
Product: U1 small nuclear ribonucleoprotein 70 kDa-like
Exons: 11
Coding region: 161-1690 (509 amino acids)
Biological process (GO): mRNA splicing, via spliceosome
Cellular component (GO): U2-type prespliceosome; U1 snRNP; precatalytic spliceosome
Molecular function (GO): mRNA binding; U1 snRNA binding
Source: RefSeq, a predicted model, not a curated record